CCGUAAUAUUUACAUUUUUUUAUCGAUUUGUUAAUUUAUUUUCGUGAGAUAUCAUAAAGAAAUGGUAAAAGUUCAAACAUGGCCAUAAACUUAGCUACGCAUUGCUUGUUAUUACAAGCGGUUUGCUAAGCAGUUUGCUAAGCAGUUGUGUUUUUAGCUACCUGUAGUGCAAACUGAAGAUAUAUUAAUCCACUGAACUAUCAGGCACAAGUAAAGGAGUUAAAUAAUUUAUGGACGACAAAAUGGACGAUCCCCAGAUCAUCUUUUCCAUGCCAAAAGCUGAAUUACAUGCCCAUUUGAAUGGCUCACUGAGUCAAACUACCAUAAAAAAGUUAAUGGAUCUUAAAACGUCACAUCAAUGUGAAGAUGUAUUCCAGCUUCAGACAAUGUUUGCAACAUUGAGUGAAGAUCACAACAAAACACUAGAUGAAUGCUUUCAGGUUUUCAAAGUAAUCCACCAGUUGACUGACAGCGAACAAAGCAUUUACAUAGCUACGGUUGAUGUGAUAAAAGAAUUUUCCGAGGAAAACGUUUUGUACUUGGAAUUGCGAACUACCCCGCGUGCAAUUGACGGAUCGUUUGAAACCUACGUAAACGCUGUAAUUAGAGCAAUUGAUGACUGCCGCAAAGAAAAUGUUCCCAUCCUUGUUAAACUAUUGCUAUCUAUUGACCGAAGCAAGGGAUUUGAUACAGCAAAGAAAAUUGUAGACUUAACUAUUUCGCUCGGACAUACUCGUAACGAUGUAGUCGUCGGAUUGGAUGUUUCUGGAAACAUGGCUGACUCCGAUAUUACAGAUUAUUUCCCACUGCUUUUUAAAAUUAAGGACGCUGGGUUAAAGCUUACUGUGCACACUGCCGAAGUUAGGAAUGACGCAGAAGCCGAAGCUAUUUUGCGACUGAAGCCUGAUCGAAUAGGACAUGGAACAUUUAUUUCCCCAUCACUAACUGGUAGCUCACACUUAAUCCAUCUUCUGAAGGAGACCAAUAUCCCCGUUGAAUUGUGCUUGACUUCAAACAAAGUGUGCCAAACCGUACCUAGCUUCAAAGAUCAUCAUUGGAAGAUUUUCUUUGAUCACGGUAUUCCUUUUUCGAUUUGCACGGAUGAUAAGGGGGUUUUCUCAACCAGCCUAAGCCAAGAAUAUCUGAUCGUAAUGCGUACCUUUAAUUUGCCGCUUUCUUUGAUUUGGAGUUUCUCCUUGAGAUCGCUCGAUUAUACGUUUGCUACCGAAACCGAAAAGAUAUAUUUGAGCAAGGUGUGGGAAGAAUGGGAGCAAAACAAUACAGGUUUGAUGAGCAAUGCAGAGAAGGGAAAAAAUGUAACGUAAUACGCCUAGGUUGCAAACAGUGUUAUUUGAUUGUGAAAUAAACAUGAUUUUUCCUUUCCGAGAAACAAAAAAACAAAAAUAAAACAAAAUAUGUACAUAAAAUCAAA
Daphnia magna is the source of this 1432-nucleotide messenger RNA. Its product is annotated as adenosine deaminase-like protein. The transcript has 8 exons. Gene Ontology annotation, biological process: inosine biosynthetic process; adenosine catabolic process. Bases 231 to 1325 code for a protein of 364 amino acids. The record is from RefSeq and is a predicted model, not a curated record. Lineage: Eukaryota; Metazoa; Arthropoda; Branchiopoda; Diplostraca; Daphniidae. Gene Ontology annotation, molecular function: adenosine deaminase activity.